Prunus avium (sweet cherry) is the source of this 3406-nucleotide messenger RNA. The record is from RefSeq and is a predicted model, not a curated record. Lineage: Eukaryota; Viridiplantae; Streptophyta; Magnoliopsida; Rosales; Rosaceae.
CCGAUAGUUUCCUUCCCAGACCUCACCAUCAGUCUUCUUCCCCACCAUCAGUCUUCUUCCCCAACUCUCUCUCUCUCUCUCUCUCUCUCUCUCUCUCUCUCUCUCUCACACACACACACUCACAGAGAAGCGGAGGCGGAGAGAGGAAAGGAAAUGGUUGCUCAAAGAGGCAGGCCUUGGAUUCGAUGUGUGUUGUUACUCUGCCUGGCAAUUCAAUUUGCUUUGUUCGCCGCCGCCGAGACGUUCUUCAAGCCAUUCAACGUGAGCUACGACCACAGAGCUCUGAUCAUCGAUGGAAAGCGCCGCAUGCUCAUAUCUGCUGGCAUCCACUACCCUCGCGCCACUCCCGAGAUGUGGCCUGAUCUGAUUGCAAAGAGUAAGGAAGGUGGGGCAGAUGUGAUCCAAACUUAUGCAUUUUGGAGUGGCCAUGAGCCCAAGAGAGGACAGUACAACUUCGAGGGGAGAUAUGACAUCGUCAAGUUUGCAAAUUUAGUGGGAGCCAGUGGACUUUAUCUCCAUCUACGCAUAGGCCCUUAUGUCUGCGCUGAGUGGAAUUUUGGGUCUCAACUUCUUUCCCAAUUUUUUUUUUACAAAGGCUUCCCAGUGUGGUUGCGUGACAUCCCUGGAAUAGUGUUUCGAACAGACAAUGCGCCUUUUAAGGAGGAAAUGCAGCGUUUUGUUAAAAAGAUGGUGGAUCUGAUGCGAGAGGAAAAACUAUUUUCUUGGCAAGGUGGUCCAAUUAUUAUGCUGCAGAUUGAAAAUGAAUAUGGAAAUAUUGAAAGCUCAUUUGGCCAGAAAGGGAAAGAAUAUGUUAAGUGGGCUGCUGAGAUGGCUCUAGCUCUCGGUGCUGGGGUUCCAUGGGUCAUGUGCAAGCAAGUUGAUGCUCCAGGAAGUCUUAUAGAUGCAUGCAAUGGAUAUUAUUGCGAUGGUUACAGGCCAAAUUCCUAUAACAAACCAACACUGUGGACAGAAGAUUGGGAUGGAUGGUAUGCGUCAUGGGGUGGAAGAUUACCUCACAGGCCUGUUGAAGAUCUUGCAUUUGCAGUAGCACGCUUUUACCAACGCGGAGGGAGCUUUCAGAAUUAUUAUAUGUAUUUUGGUGGAACAAACUUUGGGCGGACUUCUGGGGGCCCCUUUUAUAUUACCAGUUAUGAUUAUGAUGCUCCAAUUGAUGAAUAUGGUCUGCUGAGUGAUCCUAAAUGGGGACAUUUGAAGGAUCUACAUGCUGCUAUAAAGCUCUGUGAACCUGCUCUUGUUGCUGCUGAUUCACCGCAUUAUAUAAAAUUGGGACCAAAGCAAGAGGCACAUGUAUACCGUAUCAAAACUCACCAUGAAGGCCUGAACAUUACUUGGUAUGGAACUCAAAUCAGUUGCUCCGCAUUCCUCGCAAACAUCGAUGAACAUAAAGCAGCUUCUGUAACAUUUCUUGGUCAAAAGUAUAACCUACCACCAUGGUCAGUCAGUAUUUUGCCAGACUGCCGGAACGUGGUGUUCAACACUGCCAAGGUUGGGGCACAAACUACCAUCAAAAGUGUAGAGUUCGAUUUGCCUCUUUACUCAGGUAUAUCUACACGACAACAACUCAUUACCAAGAAUGAAGAUUUGUUUAUCACCAAAUCGUGGAUGACUGUAAAAGAGCCAAUCAGUGUUUGGAGCGAGAAUAAUUUUACAGUUCAAGGAAUAUUGGAGCAUUUAAAUGUGACGAAAGACCUUUCUGAUUAUCUCUGGCAUAUAACCAGAAUCUUUGUUUCAGAUGAAGACAUCUCCUUUUGGGAGGAAAGCAAGAUUAGUCCAGCAGUUGCAAUUGAUAGCAUGCGUGAUGUGUUACGUGUAUUUGUUAAUGGUCAGCUUACAGGCAGUGUCAUUGGUCAUUGGGUCAAGGUGGAGCAACCUGUUAAGUUUCUCAAGGGAUACAAUGAUUUGGUGUUGUUAUCUCAGACAGUGGGAUUGCAGAACUAUGGUGCUUUCUUGGAGAGAGAUGGGGCUGGAUUCAGAGGACAGGUUAAACUAACCGGCUUUAAAAAUGGGGAUAUUGACCUCACAAAGUUGUUAUGGACUUACCAGGUUGGGCUUAAGGGUGAGUUCUUGAAAAUAUACACCAUAGAAGAAAAUGAGAAGGCAGAUUGGGCUGAGCUGUCCCUAGAUGCUUUUCCAUCCACGUUUACCUGGUACAAGACGUACUUCGACAACCCUGCUGGCACAGAUCCAGUUGCUCUUGAUUUAGGAAGCAUGGGAAAGGGCCAGGCUUGGGUCAACGGCCACCAUAUAGGAAGAUAUUGGACGCUUGUUGCUCCAAAGCAUGGAUGCCAAGAAAUCUGUGAUUAUCGUGGGGCAUACAACUCCGAUAAGUGCUCAACCAAUUGCGGGAAGCCUACUCAAACCUGGUACCACAUACCACGGUCAUGGUUACAGGCUUCCAGUAAUUUACUUGUUAUCUUGGAGGAAACUGGAGGGAAUCCAUUUGAGAUUUCAAUCAAGUUGCGUGCAACCCGAGUCAUCUGUGCUCAAGUGUCAGAGUCUCAUUACCCACCCGUCCAGAAGUGGCUCGAUCCAGACUUUAUUGAUGGAAAAAUUGCAGUAAAUGAUCUGAGACCAGAAAUGCAUUUGCAGUGUCAAGAUGGGAUGAUGAUUACUUCCAUAGAAUUUGCUAGCUAUGGUACUCCUCAAGGUAGCUGCCAGAGCUUUGCUAGAGGCAAUUGUCAUGCAGCCAAUUCAUUGUCCAUAGUCUCUGAGGGUUGUCUAGGAAAGAAUAGCUGUUCAAUUGGGAUAUCAAACCUUAUAUUUGGAUCUGACCCAUGCCGAGGUGUUAUUAAGAGGUUGGCAGUUGAGGCAAGAUGCGGUUCUUUACCAAAUGCUGGUUUUUCUCAGUUCUGAGUCAUUAACAAGCAGCUCACUGUGAGGAAUGGAGAGGUCCACCUUUGUAACUAUGUGGCUAACAAAUCGGCUGGGAAUCUUUUCAUCAGAACAUGUCCAUAUUCUGAGGUAGCAUGCUGCACUGUAACUCCAUCACUUUCCAGCGUGCUUCUUAUCAUGGAAUUAGUUUGAUCCGGUACUCUAGUUCUUGUUCAGACCAAAAAAAAAAAAAAGAUUCUCUAGUUCUUGUGCUUGUAUAGAUGUUGGCAUUAUGCUAAUUAGAUGAUUUGAAGAUGUGUAAAUAAGAGAAGCAACUUGGCCAAAUAUAAAAACUUACCAGGUGGGACUGAGUUACUCUAUGGACCAUAAUUUUGUUAUGGUUUUCUAUCUCAUACUGCCGUGUGAAUAUGUACAUAUUAGAAAAAGGCAAGCUUCUUCCCACAAUACAAAUAAUCUUUAGGUGAAUUUUUUUGUUUGUUUGGGUAUUUGGGUUUAAUUUUCAUGUAGAAAGUUGUGUUGGAUAAUGGUACGUCAUGGAGUCAUAUGAACAUUC